Molecule: messenger RNA, 1125 nt
Organism: Gamsiella multidivaricata
Lineage: Eukaryota; Fungi; Mortierellomycota; Mortierellomycetes; Mortierellales; Mortierellaceae
Product: cell differentiation family, Rcd1-like-domain-containing protein
Exons: 6
Coding region: 1-1125 (374 amino acids)
Biological process (GO): mRNA catabolic process; negative regulation of translation
Cellular component (GO): CCR4-NOT complex; CCR4-NOT core complex; P-body
Source: RefSeq, a predicted model, not a curated record
AUGAAUAAUAGUCAAUUAGCUAUGCAGCUCCACCAUCAACAGCAACAGCAACAGCUUCACCAACAGCAGCAGCGACAGCAACAGCAACAACAGCAACAACAACAACAACAGCAACAACAGCAGCAGCAGCAACAACAACAAAGGCAGCAGCAGCAGCAGCAGCAGCAGCAGCAACAACAACAACAACAACAACAACAACAACAACAACAACAACAACAACAACAGCAGCAGCAGCAGCUUCAAUUGCAACAGGCGCAGCUUCAGCAGAAUCAGUACAGAACAAACAGCAUCAGCAUCGAAGAUGAAAAGAUCUAUCAAUUGGUCCUAGAAUUGACGAAUCCAACGAAUCGUGAACAGGCCUUGCUGGAGCUGAGCAAGAAGCGCGAGCAGUUUGAGGAACUGGCCCUUGUACUGUGGCACUCCUUCGGCGUCAUGUCUGCCCUUUUACAGGAAAUCGUGUCCGUAUAUCCAUUGUUGGCACCCACGGGACUGACGGCGCACGCGUCCAAUCGCGUGUGCAAUGCCCUGGCCCUGUUGCAGUGUGUGGCUAGCCAUCCCGACACCCGGGGACUAUUUCUCAAUGCCCACAUCCCGUUGUUCCUUUAUCCUUUCUUGAACACGACCAGCAAGACCCGACCCUUUGAAUAUCUGCGUUUGACAAGUCUCGGUGUCAUUGGCGCAUUAGUUAAGAAUGAUAACACAGAGGUGAUCACCUUCUUGCUUUCGACCGAAAUCAUCCCCCUGUGCCUGCGCAUCAUGGAGACCGGAAGCGAGCUCUCUAAAACUGUUGCUAUUUUUAUUGUGCAAAGGAUAUUGCUAGAUGACAUGGGCCUGGCUUACAUCUGCCAGACCUACGAGCGCUUCUAUGCUGUCGGGGUCGUCCUCAGCAAUAUGGUCCAUCAACUCGUGGAUACCCUAGCCGUCCGACUAUUGAAGCAUGUUAUCAAAUGCUAUCUCCGGCUCUCUGACAACCCUAGGGCUCGCGAAGCACUGCGACAGUGCUUGCCGGAACCGUUGCGGGACGCGACGUUUGCACAGGCGCUCAAAGACGAUAUCACGACAAAGCGACUUCUGGCGCAGCUGCUGAUCAACCUGGCCGAGAAUCCCAACGGCAUCGUCAACUGA